Molecule: messenger RNA, 486 nt
Organism: Anastrepha obliqua
Lineage: Eukaryota; Metazoa; Arthropoda; Insecta; Diptera; Tephritidae
Exons: 2
Coding region: 1-486 (161 amino acids)
Source: RefSeq, a predicted model, not a curated record
AUGGAAAUGGAUGUUAAUCUGCGUAAAGCAAGCGCCGUCGAACUGAUGACCAUCUCAGCGGGCUCCUAUAGCAUCGACCACAAACUAAAUAAUAACAACAGCACGUCAUCGUUUGCUUUGCGACCGGUGGCGCCUGGCACGCCAGCCACACAUCGCAUUGGUUGCUGCGGCAUAAUUGGUCGGUUGCUUUGCUCUGGUGGCACCAGCACAGCUAAAACAGGCAGCAGCAGUGUUGACUAUCAGAAUUUCAACAGCCUAAUGCCUAUCGCCGGAAAUCAGCAAGUUUUGCAUACGAAUGUUUCGGCUACUCCUAGUGCCGCAGCUGUUGUUUCGGCGGUAUGUAAAGCGAAUCUUACGCGCCGUCCCCAGUCACGUCGCACGCCGCAGGAAGUCUAUUUCGAGAGCCGGGGCAAGUCUUGCAAGAAGCUGCUUAAGUUCAAUGGCUACUCAAACAAGUGUAUUGGUUUUGGCAGCUUGUCGCUUUAA